Messenger RNA from Malaclemys terrapin pileata, 1332 nucleotides. RefSeq names its product serine protease 27-like. Gene Ontology annotation, biological process: proteolysis. The transcript has 5 exons. The record is from RefSeq and is a predicted model, not a curated record. The coding region runs from base 26 to 1066 and encodes 346 amino acids. Lineage: Eukaryota; Metazoa; Chordata; Testudines; Emydidae. Gene Ontology annotation, molecular function: serine-type endopeptidase activity.
CCUCACAUUCCAUUUGUGUCCCAGGAUGAGUGGCAUGGGGGAGCAGCACCGGGCAGCCCAGAGGAGAUGGGUGAUGGGCAGACGGACUCUGCUAGCACUGCUGACCCUGGCAGGGCUCCUAGGGGAUGGACCCCAGGCAGGGAGUUGCCUGGCACAAUCUGUGUGCGGGCGCCAGGGCCCGAUGAAGCGAAUCGUGGGGGGCUCGGAGGCGCGGGACAGGGAGUGGCCCUGGCAGGUCAGCCUGAGACUCAACGGCACCCACCACUGCGGGGCGUCCCUCAUCUCCCCACAGUGGGUGCUGACGGCAGCUCACUGCUUCAGAAAGACCAGGAACCCUUCCCUUUUCUCAGUGCUACUUGGGACCCCCAAGCAGCUGCACCCCAGCCCCCAUGCUGUCAUAGCCUCCGUGGGGCAGAUUAUCCCCAACCCCCGCUACGGGGGCAAAAUCUCCAGUGGGGAUAUCGCCCUGGUCCGGCUAGAGAGGCCCGUGAACCUCACCGACCGCAUCGUCCCCAUCUGCCUCCCGGACGCCCAGGUCCAGUUCCUGCCAGAGACCAAGUGCUGGGUCACUGGCUGGGGGGAAGACAAAGAUGGAGCAGGGAACAGCAAAGCCCCCGAGAUGCUGCAGAAGCUCGAGGUGCCCAUCAUCGCCCAGGCAACGUGCAACACCCUCUACUGCAAGGGCAAAGGGCAGACCAUCCAGGAGGACAUGCUGUGUGCCGGGUACACCGAAGGGGGCAAGGACGCCUGUCAGGGUGAUUCCGGUGGUCCACUGGUGUGUAAAAUGGGACAGAGCUGGGUCCAGGCAGGCGUGGUGAGCUGGGGAGAAGGCUGUGCUCAAAAAAACCGCCCCGGCGUUUACGUCCGAGUCACCAGUUACCACGGCUGGCUCCAAGAGACCAUCCCAGACCUGGCGUUUGUCCAGGGCACCACGAACGGAACAGCCCACAGCUCCGUGGCUAACAGGAACCGCGAGAAAAAAUUCAAAGACGGCAGCUUCAGUCAUGCGCCCAUGGUGCUAGCCAACACCCUGCUUCUUGCGGCUUGUGCCCUACACCUCAUCUGAAAGCCAGGACUCCUGGGUUCUAUGUCUGCGAGAGCAGUGGGGUCUAGUGGGCUAGUGCACUGGAGGCUGGGAUCCAGGACUCCUGGGUUCUAUCCCUAGUUCUGUUCUUUCCUUGCUUGGUGCCUCAGUUUCCCCAUGUACAAUAGCAGUCUAAUUCCCCCUCUCCUCCCCUCCCCGGAAUUAUUCUAAGGUUUCUUUUCUUCUUGUUUGUAAAGCACUUUUGUAACCUGCAUUCAGGCACUGCAGAACCAUAAAUUAUUUAUUUA